AAGGGAGGGUAUGACGAGACUCCUCCUUCUCCAUUCUUUCUUGUGUCUUUGACGCGAACGACUGUCUUUCGGAGAGCUCCCAGUGAGUUGCAACACGUCUGUAACGACACGAGCAGUAGCAAGCUCCAACAACUUUUUGGCCAAGCUGCAGACUGCUUGGGUGAGGUCACGAGAGCCAUUCUUUAUCGCUCGCGGCUUCCAUCCCAGAUCCCCACACCCCACAUCUAGCUUCCUAGUCCCCGCGGACGAAGAAAGAUCACAAUGCGCACAGCGUGCCUCAGGGCAGCGAGCUCUGCCACCAAGCUCGCUCGUUCUACACGUGUCGCGCAGCUGCCUCGCCCAACUCUCGCAAAAUGCAUACAGCGAGUAGUUGUGGGCCAUGGCCAGCAAUUUAGAGCAUUCCAGCAAGCUGUGGCUGUCCAGCCCACGGAGGAUGUCUUCGAGACACCCAAGCAGAGUACCGACUCUGCAAAGCCCACUGAGGCGCUCGACACAUUUCCCCGCAGACACAUUGGCCCUUCUGCCGAUUCGACAGAGGCUAUGCUGAAGGCCCUGGACCCGCCUGUGAGCAGCUUGGAUGAGUUUGUGCGCCAGGUCAUUCCAGCAGACAUCCUCAACGACCGCGAGCUCAGCGUUGGAAAACUCUCAGACCGACAUGGCGCAGAUUGGCAGGCAAACGGCGUGCCUGAGUCUGUCUUCCUCAAGAACGCAAAGCGCAUCAUGGGUCAGAACAGGCCAGGAAAGAGCUUGAUCGGUCAGGGCUACUACAACACCAAUGUUCCCGAGGUCAUCAAGCGCAAUGUGCUCGAGAACCCUCAGUGGUACACCAGCUAUACUCCAUACCAGCCUGAGAUCAGUCAGGGUCGCUUGGAGUCGCUUCUCAACUUCCAGACUAUGGUGACCGACCUGACUGGCCUUCCGAUUGCCAACGCCUCGCUGCUCGACGAGCCUACAGCUGCUGCUGAGGCUAUGACCAUGUCCUUUGGUUCGCUGCCAGGGCCGCGCCAGAAGCGUCUGAACAAGACAUUCCUCGUUUCCUCUGCUUGCCACCCCCAGACCAUCCAGGUCCUCCGCUCGCGUGCUGAAGGAUUCGGCAUCAAGAUUGAAAUCGCAGAUGUGCUCGCAGACAACAGCAAGCGCGUAGAGGAGCUUGGGCAAGACCUCGUUGGUGUUUUGGCACAGUACCCUGACACCGACGGUGGUGUCAGCGACUUCCGUGGUCUCGCAGACAAAGUUCACAAGCAGGGUGCGCUCUUCAGCGUAGCCACAGAUCUCCUUGCCCUUACUCUGCUCACUCCACCGGGAGAGUAUGGCGCAGAUAUUGCUUUUGGAAAUGCACAGCGUUUCGGUGUGCCACUUGGCUUUGGUGGCCCUCACGCUGCGUUCUUCGCCAGUGUCGACAAGCACAAGCGCAAGAUCCCUGGACGUAUCAUCGGUCUUUCGAAGGACAGGCUGGGCAACCCGGCGGCGCGCCUUGCCUUGCAGACACGAGAGCAGCAUAUUCGACGUGAGAAAGCGACAAGUAAUGUCUGCACAGCGCAGGCGCUGCUUGCCAACAUGAGCGCUAUGUACGCUGUCUACCACGGACCCAACGGUCUGACACAGAUUGCAAAGCAGGUCGUAGCAAAGACCAGGCUUGUGCAGCAAGCACUUAUCGAGGCCGGAUACAAGACCGGUACACGCGCAAAUCUCGACGACGCCCCAGCUGCAUUCGACACCUUCGUUGUGGAGACCGGCAAUAACACCGAACCAUUAAUCGCUGAGCUGGAGCGCAACGAGAUUCUGGUGCGCAAGGUGGACGAUAGCCACAUUGGUUUAUCUUUCGAUGAGACUACCACCUCGCAGACCAUCUCUGCGCUGCUCAAGACUCUGACCAACGGCAACGCCAAGGUUGACUUCUCUCAGGAAGUUGCUAUCGAGGCGCCUGAGGGAUACAAGAGGACUACUGAGUUCUUGACACACCCAGUCUUCAACUCGUACCAUUCUGAGACCGAGCUGUUGCGCUACAUCAACCACCUGGCAUCCAAAGACCUGUCUCUCGUCCACUCGAUGAUCCCUCUUGGUUCAUGCACAAUGAAGCUCAACGCAACAUCCGAGAUGGCACCUGUGUCUUGGGAAACUACAGGCGAUCUGCACCCAUUCCUGCCCCUUGAGCGCGCGAAGGGUUACCUUGAGAUGAUCGACCAGCUCGAGCGCGACCUUGCUGACAUUACUGGCUUUGAUGCUGUAUCGCUGCAGCCUAAUUCCGGUGCCCAGGGUGAAUUCGCCGGUCUACGUGUUAUUCGCAAGUACCUUGAGCAGCAGCCAGGCAAGAAGCGCGACAUUUGCUUGAUUCCCGUCUCUGCCCACGGUACCAACCCUGCUAGUGCAGCUAUGUGCGGUAUGCGCGUUGUGCCUGUCAAGUGCGACACCGCCACCGGCAACCUCGACAUCGCUGAUCUCAAGGUCAAGUGCGAGAAGCACAAGGAUGAGCUCGGCGCUUUCAUGAUCACAUACCCCUCCACUUUUGGUGUCUUUGAGCCUGCUGCUAAGGAAGCUUGCGAUUUGAUCCACCAGUACGGAGGUCAGGUGUACAUGGACGGUGCUAACAUGAACGCCCAGAUUGGUCUAUGCUCACCUGGCGAGAUCGGCGCUGAUGUUUGCCAUCUCAACCUUCACAAGACCUUCUGCAUUCCUCACGGCGGUGGUGGCCCAGGUGUUGGACCCAUCGGUGUGAAGAGCCACCUCGCUCCCUUCCUGCCCGGUCACUUGCGCAACGAGACUGGUGGCGCACAAGCUGUUUACCCCAUCUCCGGUGCACCAUGGGGCAGCGCCUCCAUCUUGCCCAUUUCUUGGGCAUACAUCAAGAUGAUGGGCUCUGUUGGACUGACACAGGCCACCAAGAUCACACUGCUGAACGCUAACUACAUCCUCUCCAAGCUCAAGCCUCACUACCCUAUCCUGUACACCAACGCCGAAGGUCGCUGCGCUCACGAGUUCAUCCUCGAUGUGCGCGGCUUUAAUGAGACCGCUGGUGUCGAAGCCAUCGACAUCGCCAAGCGUCUGCAAGACUACGGCUUCCACGCCCCGACCAUGAGCUGGCCUGUCGCCAACACUUUGAUGAUCGAGCCAACCGAGUCCGAGAGCAAGGCCGAGCUUGAUCGUUUCUGCGAUGCCUUGAUUUCCAUCCGCAAGGAGAUUAAGGACAUCGAGGAUGGCAAGCAGCCUAAAGGUGCUGGCAAGAACUUGCUCACAAAUGCGCCCCACAGCCAGCAGGAUCUUAUCAUUGGCAACUGGGACCGCUCGUACAGUAGGGAAGAUGCUGCAUACCCUCUGGCGUACCUGAAGGAGAAGAAGUUCUGGCCUAGCGUUACCAGGCUCAAUGAUGCCUACGGUGACACCAAUCUCUUCUGCACAUGUGCACCCGUGGAAGCCGAGGGCGGCGACAUCACCGGUGCAGCUGCUCCCAACCCUACCUAAACCACUCACUCUCAACACCGAGUGGCAGUUCUUGAGUUUUUGACGUUUUGCUGCAUUUACGUUCAACACCAGCGUGGGAGUCCGGCGCCUCAACAUAUCCCUUCCUUCAACACAGCUGGUAUCCUCUAUGGGUUGCAUAUGAAUUGGCGUUUGGGUGGAUAGAGUCUGAUCGAGAGACUGUGUGGGGAUAAAUUCUAGAGCAAAAGUAGGAUGACGGAUUCAACAAGUCGUGCAUGUUCACAAUUGUUACUCCUGCGCACUAUGGGUGUUGACGUGACGUAUCGAGAAGUGGAGGUGGCCACAGCGCUGAAUAAACGGUAUCCACGUGCAUUAACUCCUUGCUCUGGUCUAUCAAACCUGACCGCCUG
Messenger RNA from Macroventuria anomochaeta, 3827 nucleotides. RefSeq names its product glycine dehydrogenase. Gene Ontology annotation, cellular component: glycine cleavage complex; mitochondrion. Bases 262 to 3459 code for a protein of 1065 amino acids. Gene Ontology annotation, molecular function: glycine binding; pyridoxal phosphate binding; glycine dehydrogenase (decarboxylating) activity. Gene Ontology annotation, biological process: glycine decarboxylation via glycine cleavage system. The record is from RefSeq and is a predicted model, not a curated record. The transcript is spliced from 3 exons. Lineage: Eukaryota; Fungi; Ascomycota; Dothideomycetes; Pleosporales; Didymellaceae.